CCAUUUAUAAUUUCUCAAUAUUAUCCAAACAAAAAAAAAAAAAACUUGAAAGGCCGAGUUUGCUCCUCCACUCUCGUUCUCAAUCUCCACAUCUAAUAUUCUACAGUUUAUCAACACAUAAAUACUACUUCAGUAUUUCAUACUUGAGAGAAAGAAAAAAAACCACUAAUAAUCGGAGGAACAUGACAACACAAAAACCAUUACACGCCGUCGUUUUCACCCUCUCUCUCCAAGGGCACGUGAUCCCAUCCAUACACCUGGCAAUCAAGCUAGCAUCAAAGGGCUUCACCAUCACCUUCGUCAACACCGAAGUGAACCACCGUGACAUCACAAAAUCGCUCUGCCGCAACACCUCUCAAAACGAUGUCGUAGACAUCUUCUCCGCUGCUCGCGAGGCCGGUCUCGAUAUUCGGUACAGAACAGUCAGUGAUGGUUUUCCAAUAUCUUUCGAUAGAAAGUUGAACAAUGAACAGUUCUUAGAGGGUCACGUACAUGUUUUUCCGGCUCACGUAGAUGAACUCGUCCGAGAUUUAGUCGACUCGGCUGACCCUCCACUUACUUGCUUGGUCGCCGAUUCUUUCUUCGGAUGGCAAUCUGCUAUUGCCAAAAAAUAUAACCUUGUUUAUGUGUCGUUUUGGACUGAACCAGCUUUGGUUUUCUCUCUCUUCUACCACUUGGACCUUCUUCAAAUUAAUGGCCAUUAUGCAUCUCAUGAUAAUAGAGAAGACACUAUCGAGUACAUACCGGGAAUCAAAGCCAUUGAGCCAAAAGAUUUGGUAUCAUUCCUUCAAGAUACUGAUUUCUCAACAUCUAUGCAUCGUCUAAUUUCCAUGACUUCAAAAGAGAUGAAAAGUGCUGAUUUUAUUCUUUGCAACACAGUCCACGAGCUUGAGUUUGAGCCCAUUUUAGCCAUACAAGAGCAACGACCCAUGUACGCAAUUGGCCCAUUGUUUCCAUCUGGGCUCUCCAACUCCAAAACCCUAGUACCCACUAGCUUAAAACCUGAGUUUGAUUGCACACAAUGGCUCAACACCAAGCCUCAAGGCUCAGUCUUAUACGUCUCCUUUGGUAGCUUUAUCCCUUGUGAAAAGGAGAAAAUUGACGAAAUUGCCCACGGGCUUCUACUUAGCAAAAUAAAUUUCAUUUGGGUUCUUCGUGGUGAUGCAGUGAGUUAUGAAGAACCUUAUGUCCUUCCAUCUGGGUUUGAAGAUGAGAUUAAAGAUAGAGCUAUGAUUGUGACAUGGACGAAUCAAAUUGAUGUGAUCUCACACUCUGCCAUAGGAGGAUUUUUAACACAUUGUGGAUGGAAUUCAACACUAGAAAGCAUUUGGUAUGGUGUCCCAAUGUUGUGUUUCCCUCUAAAAGCAGAUCAGUUAACUAUUAGAAAAUUAUUAGUUGAUGAUUGGCGAAUUGGUGUCAACCUUUGUGAUAAGAAACCGUUGACAAGGUUUGAAGUUGCGGAGAAGGUUAAUGUGUUGAUGAGUACAAAAUUAGAUGAUAAAUUGAGGAAAGAGAUGAUAAAAUUGAGACAAAUAUCGAAGAAUGCCUUGGCCGAAAACGGAUCAUCUGAAAGGAAUUUGUGUCAAUUUGUUAGCGAUUUGAAGAACAAGAUAAUUGAAAAAGUAUAGUAACUUAAUGUAAAUGCAAUAAUAUAGGCUUUUGGUGAGUUUUUUUUUCUUUUUUUUUUUUUUCAGAUUUAUUCUUUUUAAACGAUUGCUUUGAGCCCUUCAUGUUUGUUUGUUUUUGUUUUUGUUUUUUAAAAUCAUCAUAAUCCCUUUUGUUUUGUUCCCUGCUUAUUAUUUACUUACAUUCUUAAUUCAAUGGUUAAAUUUAACUAUCA
Cannabis sativa is the source of this 1840-nucleotide messenger RNA. RefSeq names its product UDP-glycosyltransferase 86A1-like. NCBI's taxonomy places the organism in Eukaryota, Viridiplantae, Streptophyta, Magnoliopsida, Rosales, Cannabaceae. The record is from RefSeq and is a predicted model, not a curated record. The transcript has 2 exons. Bases 183 to 1628 code for a protein of 481 amino acids. Gene Ontology annotation, molecular function: UDP-glycosyltransferase activity.